Molecule: messenger RNA, 1554 nt
Organism: Cornus florida
Lineage: Eukaryota; Viridiplantae; Streptophyta; Magnoliopsida; Cornales; Cornaceae
Exons: 10
Coding region: 66-1103 (345 amino acids)
Cellular component (GO): cytoplasm
Molecular function (GO): 5'-nucleotidase activity; magnesium ion binding
Source: RefSeq, a predicted model, not a curated record
AAACAAAGCCUAAAUAAUUGAUAUCAAGAUAGCAGUACUACUCUCUCUCUCUCUCUCUCUCUCUCAUGAGCUAUAGGCUUCACAACAUCAUCCCUGUUCGUUGGAAUAGCAUUUGCGAGCCCCGCUUUACUAUUCCCUCUCACGCCUCUUCCAGGGUUUGGUGGUGCUGUAGCAGGAAGAGGAAUCAAACUGAAAUGGAGCAAUUUGAUGCCUCAAAGGAUUCGUCAGAGGAUGUAGUGGGUGAUUCUCGGUUGCUUGAACAGAAAAAGGCUGCAAUUCGCCUUGGGGGUCCCACAAAACUCCAGGUAAUUGCAGAUUUUGAUGCCACACUGACUAAGUACCGGAUUGAUGGUUGUCGAGGGCAAAGCAGUCAUGGGCUUUUGCAACAGGGGAAUCCCGAAUAUGAUGCUAAGAGGGAAGAAUUAUAUGUUUAUUAUCAUCCAUUGGAAAUUAAUCCAACAAUUCCACUUGACGAGAAAGCAAAGCUCAUGGAAGAGUGGUGGGAAAAAACCCAUUCUCUUCUUAUUGAGGGUGGUCUUACAUAUGAUGCAAUAAAGAACUCCGUGGAGAAUUCCACAAUUGCAUUUAGGGAGGGUGUAGUUGAACUUUUUGAGUUGUUAGAGGAAAGGGAUGUUCCCGUUCUUAUAUUUUCUGCAGGGCUUGCAGAUGUCAUAGAAGAGGUCCUGAGACAGAAACUUCAUAGAUCCUUUAAGAAUGUCAAAAUUGUAUCAAACCGUAUGGUAUUUGAUCAGCAUGGUCGCCUAGUAUCUUUUAAAGGGAAGACGAUUCAUGUAUUGAAUAAGAAUGAGCAUGCUCUUGAUAUGGCUGCACCUAUUCACGAUCGAUUGGGGGAUAUUGACUGGGCAAUUGAUGAUAAUACCUCAGUAAAGAAGAGAACCAAUGUGCUGCUUCUUGGUGAUCACAUAGGAGACUUGGGAAUGUCUGAUGGUUUGAACUAUGAAACACGAAUAUCCGUAGGGUUUCUGAAUGACAACAUUAAGAGUUCUCUUGAUAGCUACCGCAAGGCCUUUGAUAUUGUGCAUCUGAAUGAUGCGCCCAUGUGGGGAGUGGUGAAGCUCGUUUCUCAGCUCUGUUCAACUUGAAGUAGUUAAUAUACUCAACGCCAUGCCAUAUCCAUUAUUAUUAUUUUCCCUUUUGAGGGUUCUUUUUAUCAGAUGUUUACUGGUUCAAGCUUCACUUUUCCGGGCCAAGCUAGAGAGUCAGAGGUUUGCCCCGAGUGGUCGACCAUCUAGUAUACCCUUUACUGGUUCAAGCUUCACUUUUCCGGGCCAAGCUAGAGAGUCAGAGGUUUGCCCCGAGUGGUCGACCAUCUAGUAUACCUUUGCGUGCAUUCAUUCCAAAUGUAUCCGCUUCAGCAGGCUGUGCAACAAUGUAUAAUGCUAUUGGGGGUAGUUUGGACCUAGAAAAUAGAUGUGAUUCUGGGAUUAAAAUGAACAUGCCUUUGUGUAUGUUAUACAAGGUGAUCGAAGUGUUUGGGUUAAGAUCUCUCCACUGAUCAUGCUAGUUCCAUUAUUAUGAUUUCGGUUUUGCUUA